Molecule: messenger RNA, 2398 nt
Organism: Hemibagrus wyckioides
Lineage: Eukaryota; Metazoa; Chordata; Actinopteri; Siluriformes; Bagridae
Gene: larp7
Product: La ribonucleoprotein 7, transcriptional regulator
Exons: 13
Coding region: 303-2048 (581 amino acids)
Biological process (GO): RNA processing
Cellular component (GO): nucleus
Molecular function (GO): mRNA binding
Source: RefSeq, a predicted model, not a curated record
UCACUAUGCGCCGAUAGUUUCUGCACGCCGAGUAACUUUUUUUUUCUCUUCACUUCUUUGACUUGCGUGUUUAAACUCACAGAUCUAGUACAGAGAUGUAAUAACAUCUAAAUGCACAAGUGAGUAGCACUGAACCUCGCUGAGUAUUAGACGAUUUCAUAAUUCUCGAGAAGACUCUCGACGUUACUGAAGCGUUAUUUGAACGAGAGGCUUACUAGCUGAUUACUUUUCCAGCCAAGCCACUCUGUGCAAAUAAUGACGAUUAGGUUUUAAUGUUUCCGCUUCGAUAAACAGUUGUGGAUAUGGUUGACGCUGGGAUGUCGAUUAUUGCCCCUGGAGACGACUUGUCCUCCAAGGAGCCAGGUGAGAAGAAGAGAGACAGUGAGAAAAAGAAACGGUCUCGAGUCAAACAGUUGCUGGCAGAUGUGAAGAGACAGGUUGAAUUCUGGUUUGGUGAUGUAAAUCUCCACAAGGACAGAUAUCUGAAGAAUGUCAUCGUGCAGUCAAGAGAUGGCUAUGUUGAUAUCUCUCUCCUGACAUCAUUCAACCGAAUGAAAAAGUUGACCACAGAUAGCAAGCUGAUAGCUCGAGCACUCAAAAAUUCUGAAGUGGUAGAGGUUAAUCUUGAAGGAACACAAAUAAGGAGGAAACAGCCACUCGGAGACAGCCCAAGAGAUGUAGAUGACCGCACAGUAUAUGUUGAACUUCUUCCAAAAGAUGUUACCCACGCUUGGAUAGAACGAGUGUUUAGUAAAUGUGGGAAUGUGGUGUACGUUAGUAUCCCCAGGUACAAGUCUACAGGUGACUCCAAGGGCUUUGCUUUCGUGGAGUUUAAGACUCAAACACAAGCACAGAAAGCCAUUGAGAUGCUGAACAACCCUCCAGAGGAUGCCCCAAGGAAGGCAGGCAUUUUUCCCAAAACCUUGGCGAGAAAACCGAUUCCUUUUAAUACAGUUCAAGACGGCACAAAAGACGAGGAUGAAGGGAAAGGCGAAGAUGACGAGGAUGGAAAGAAAAAGAAGAAAAAGAAAAAGCGAACACGCAGUGAGCAGAAAGAUGAUUCUGUUGAAGAAAUGGCAACCGAGAAUGUGACCGACAAGGAGCACGCCACUGAGACCGAGGCAGCUGACAGGAAAAGAGCACAGUCUUCAGAGGGCACUGAGAUGGAGAGCGUGACUGCUGUCAAAACUUCACAGAAGAAGGCAGAUAAGAAAAGACGUCGGUCACACAGCUCCGAACUCUCUGGGGGAGAAGGCCAAGUGGAGAAGCCCGCUAAAAUGAGGAAAGUGGAUGAGGAGGCAAGUGACACGAAGGAGAUUUCAUCUGAGAACAAUAAAGAAAAGGAAAUGGAGGACGGAAAAAAAGAUGAGAAGGAUGAUUCCAUGUUAAAGGCCAAGAGGAAGAGAAAGAAGAAAUAUAAGGAGAGGCUGAAGAUUGAGGAAGAGGUUAUUCCUCUCCGAGUGCUCUCAAAGAAAGAGUGGUUGGAGCUGAAGGAGGAGUAUUUGGCACUCCAGAAGCAGUGUAUGGCCAACCUGAAGAAGAAUAUUUGUGACAUUCAAAAAACGAUGGCAUGCGACAACCUUCAAACUAUUGAGGACAGUGGGAAAAACUGGGGUGAUCGUAAACCUAAAAAAGAAACACUCGAUGGGCCGAAGUUUGAGAGUGGAGUCAUCCUGAAAAUCACCCACAAUCAGCCUUUGCCGAACAAAAAAAGUGUCAAGGACACACUGUCUGAGAUUGCUGCAGUGCAGUACGUGGACAUUGUGGAGGGAGAUUCAGAGGGAUAUAUCCGAUUUAAGACUCCGGAGGAUGCCAAAGCCGUCAUUGCGGCUCGAUCCGAACUGCAGAAAAAGCACAACUGGAAUCUGGACGUCCUGACUGGUGAUCAUGAACAGAGGUACUGGCAGAAGAUACUGGUGGAUCGACAGGCUAAACUCAAUCGACCCAGGGAUAAAAAGCGUGGCACAGAAAAGCUUAUUUCCAAGGCUGAGAAAAUCAUCAUCGCUCGGACCAAAGAGGCAAAUAAGCACAUUCGGUUCGACGAUUAACAACCUUUUGUUAUUUUUUUAUUUUUUUAUUUUUUUUUUUAAUGCGCAUUGUCAAAGCAAAGUUAUCAUUCAUUUUUCCCUGUUUUGCACUGAUAAUUGGUUUGUUUUAAUGACAUGAUCUUUCGAUCUAUAUGAAUAUUAAAACAUGAAUGUUUUAGAGUUGAUAUGGUAAAGGUUUAGCAGACGGCUCACAGCUGUUCUGUGUAAACUUUUUUGUUUUAGUGCUUACUGACGUAUGUAAAUAUGUGGGUGAAUUUUUUUUUUUUUUUUUUUCCCCAUGAGUAAAUGUGAAUGUGUUUUAGAUUACUGUGCAUUUUUAAUGUAAAGCAGUGGGACAUUUUUAAAAUAAA